This is a messenger RNA of Nycticebus coucang (slow loris), 6798 nucleotides long. It is a transcript of the gene NRSN2, whose product is annotated as neurensin 2. The record is from RefSeq and is a predicted model, not a curated record. The coding region runs from base 181 to 795 and encodes 204 amino acids. Gene Ontology annotation, biological process: nervous system development. The transcript is spliced from 3 exons. NCBI's taxonomy places the organism in Eukaryota, Metazoa, Chordata, Mammalia, Primates, Lorisidae. Gene Ontology annotation, cellular component: transport vesicle; neuronal cell body; neuron projection.
UUCCCGCUUGCUCUGCGGAGACAGCAGGCAGAGAGGUAAGCUUGACCCAGCUACACGCGCCGCCUGCCUCCCCCCACCUCCCGGAGAACUCCCACCCUCCGCCAGCAUCCCCAACCCGGACCGUGUCCAGCCUGGGCGGGACGCCUGCACCUGAGCCUUGGGCUUUAAGAGGGAUCCGUGAUGCCGAGCUGUGAUCGCUCCUGUAGCUGCAGCCACGGCUCCAACGUGGAGGAUGGCAAGUGGUAUGGGGUCCGCUCUUACCUACACCUCUUCUAUGAGGACUGUGCAGGCACUGCUCUCAGCGAUGACCCCGAGGGACCCCCAGUCCUAUGCCCCCACCAAUCCUGGCCCUCGCUCUGCUGGAAGAUCACCAUGUCCUUAGGAACGCUGCUUCUGCUGCUGGGUGUGGCAGCCCUGACCACCGGCUAUGCAGUACCCCCCAAGCUGGAGGGCAUCGGUGAGGGUGAGUUUCUGGUAUUGGAUCAGCGAGCAGCCGACUACAACCAUGCCCUGGGCACCUGCCGCCUGGCAGGCAUAGCACUCUGCUCGGCAGCUGGGAUCCUGCUGGCCAUCUGUCUCUUCUGGGUCACGACGGGCUGUCUGAGCCAGGACACCAAGACAGAGCCCUUGGACACUGAAGGGGAUGGCCAUGUGGAGAUCUUCGGGGAGGAGCCAGAGCAGCAGCUGUCCCCCAUUUUCCAGGAUGCCAGUGGCCAGUCGUGGUUCUCACCCCCUGCCAGUCCCUUUGGACUGCAGUCUUCGGUGCAGACCAUCCAGCCCAAGCGGGACUCCUGAGCUGCCCAUAAGGCCAGAGGAGGAGCCAGACUUGAGGUCUGGACCUAACCUCCUCCCCCCGACACCCGGCCCUACCAUUGAUUCCCCACUACUCCCUUUCAGCAAAGGCCCUUUUACUACAUAUUCAAGCUCCCAGAAGGUCCACCUCCAGAUCAAGUCUGAAGUUCACAUCCCCUGCCUCUUCCCUAGGGGUAGGACCCCAACUCAUCCAAAAUGCCAGCCUUCCUCAAGUUCCCCCAAGACUUCCUAUCUGUUCCUCCUUCCAAAGGUCCUUCCGGGGUAGUAGGCGCCUCCCUCAACCCAUCCCCACUCUCCUCUGUGUGGCCUUGGGCGAGCCCCUUGUCUUUUCCAGCCAUAAGUUCCUGCCUCUCUGCUACUAAGGGUUUGGAUGAGAUUGGAGUUCUAUGAUGUUCGUAGUCCCAUGGGAUGUAAGCACCACACUCCAAAGACAGGUGGGGGCAGGGUAAAGGAUCAUUCUUCUCAGAGUGAAUCACUCAGACUGCGUCCAGGACGGUGCCAACCUUCAUAGUGUGCUCCUGUCUGGUUUUUGGCUUCAGAGCCCCACAGUCCACCACCAAGGGCAAUUAUUCAGUCCAGCUUAGAGAUGGGUGAGGGAGGUGAGAGGUGAUGUGUCCAAGAUCACACAGUAAAGUGGUCUGGGGGAGCUAGAACCCAAUGGGUAAGGCCCAUCCUGGGUCAGUUCUAGUUAUGUGCUGAAACAGAACCCCAUACCUUCCUGGCUCCCAGGAAAUCCCCAAGGCUGAAGACAGAUUUGGCCCAGAGAGAGUAGCUGGAGGCCUGAUGACCCCACAUGGCUCCAGAGAUACUUUGGAUCUGGAUUUAAAUGGUCUCUAAGAGCCAAAGAGCAGGAGAAGUGGGAUGUUUUUGUCCUUCAAAAAUCUGCUGAUCUUGUGUGGUGCCUGUGGCUCAGUGAGUAGGGCGCCGGCCCCAUAUACCGAGGGUGGCGGGUUCGAACCCGACCCCGGCCAAACUGCAGCAAAAAUAGCCGGGCGUUGUGGUGGACGCCUGGAAUCCAAGCUACUUGGGAGGCUGAGGCAAGAGAAUCGCCUAAGCCCAAGAGCUGGAGGUUGCUGUGAGCUGUGACGACACGGCACUCUACCAAGGGUGAUAAAGUGAGACUCUGUCUCUUAAAAAAAAAAAAAAAAAAAAAAGUCGGCCUAUCUAGAAACCAAUAGCGCCAAACUCUAAAGUCGACCCUGACCUGAUAACAAAUGUGCCCCAGGGAGGAGAGGGAGCCCUCGCCCCUCCUGCUCCCAGCCAGAGGUGUCAUAUCUUCUCUAUACCAAUAGGGGGAGCUCCAAGGCAGCUGGAGAGAAGCCUCAGGCUCCGGCCCGCCCCUCCCCUCAGUCUUCGUCCAGCCUGGGAAGUUCAGGGAGGGGCCUCAGUCUUCCUUCAGGCUGGACUUUCAGUUUUUGGGUUCCAAGCCCCCUCCUCAUCCGGCACCCCUACCAUCCCACCUUCCCUUCAAUAAACAGCUGGGGCUUAUUGUACCCUCAAUGAAUCCCCAACAAUAAAAAAUAAUAAUAAUAAAAAAAAAUAAACAGCUGGGAUGGAUGUUGACUUUGCUUCCUUUCUCCCUGGCUACGGAGACAUGGGGAAGGAGGAAAAAUAGAUGGUUAAGAGCACCUAGUCUGUGCUGGACGCCUAAAUCCAUUAUUUCUCAUUUGCUCCUGAGGAUAGCCCUUUGAGAGACAGUAUUGUCUUCAUUUUACAGAUGCAAUGACGAAUGGCCAAUGGGGUGAAGUCCUUUCCCUAAGACUUCCCGGGAGUGGAUUUCAAUGCUAGGCAGAUCUGUCCGUUGCCUGAGAGUGUGGAACUCCUGCCCCUGGGGAAGAAGGAUAUUCCUCAGCCAUCCUGAGAACUUACUGCCCCCAUCCCUGAGAAGAAUGUGAGGGCUAGAGCCGAGGGUGGGAUCUUUUCCAGGGGCCUGUUGUCAUUUACCAGGGUACAGGCCCUGUUCUCAGUGCCUUGCAGACAGGAAUUCAUUUAAUCUCUGACAGCCUAUGAAGUGGGGACUCUUUUUUUUUUUUUUUUUGUAGAGACAGAGUCUCACAUACCGCCCUCAGGUAGAGUGCCGUGGCAUCACACAGCUCACAGCAACCUCUAACUCUUGGGCUUACGCGAUUCUCUUGCCUCAGCCUCCCGAGCAGCUGGGACUACAGGCGCCUGCCACAACGCCCGGCUAUCUUUUUGUUGCAAUUUGGCCGGGGCUGGGUUUGAACCCGCCACCCUCAGCAUAUGGGGCCGGCACCCUACUCACUGAGCCACAGGCGCUGCCCUGAAGUGGGGACUCUUAUUCCCACACCUGGCUCCUAAACUCCAGACUUGCAUUCCCAUCUCCAUUCACCCAGAUGUUGACUGCCAACUCUCCCAACCUGUUCUCCUGUUACCCCUUCCAAACCUGCCCUUGCUAUCUUAGUGACUAGCAGCUCCAUCCUGUUGGCUGCUUCAGCCAAAACCUUGGAGUCAUCCUUAACUCCUCUUUUUCCUCACACCCUGAGUCUAACCCAUGAGCAAGUCCUGACUACUCAACCUUGGAAACAUAUCCUGUACCCAGCCACCUCUCAAAUGCCAUGUCUAGCUCACUGGUCUAAGCCACCUUCACCUGCCAGCUGGAUUAUUAUACCAGUUUCACCCUGGUCUCCUGGCUUCUGACUUCCGCACUCACCCCAAUUCCCCAAGACUAAUCCCUACAGAGCAGCUGGACAGACCUGUUAGAACAAAGUUAGGUCAUGUUCCACCUCUGCUUGGAACCCUUCCAUGGCUCCCACCUAACUCUUCCUGUGGCCUACAAGACUCUACACCAUUUACUGAUGCUCCCCUUCCUCAGUAACCUCAGCUCCCACCACUCAGCCUGUUCCUGUUUUCUCUCCAGUCAGAAUGGGCUCCAGUGGCUCAACUCAAGCCUUUGCCUAGCUGUCCUCUCUCUUAGUGUGGUAAACUGCCUCACUAACCAUGAGGUCAUUUCCCUAGCGUGUUCAAGUCUUUGCUCAAACACAUCACCUUCUCAGCGAGGCCUUCCCUGCGCAACCUAUUUAAAAAAUGUGGGCCAGUGAGGUGGCUCACAACUGUAAUCCUGGCACUCUGGGAGGCCGAGGUGGGAGGAUUCCUUGAGCUCAAGAGAGCAAGACUGAGACUGUGUCUGUACUAAAAAUAGAAAAAAAUUAGUUGGGUGUGUAGUCCCAGUUACUUGGGAGGCUAAGCCAGAGGAUCUGUGAGGUUGCUGUGAGCUGUGAUGACACCUUUGCAAUCUACCCAGGAUGACAGAACAAGACCUGUCUCAAAAAAAUACAAACAAAAAAAUGCUACCAUACACCCAUUUCUCUGUUCCCUGUGCACAUUGGACUUUAUUUUUUGCUUUCCACAGGAUUUAUCACUUUUCUGUGUAAUUAUCUAUUUGCAUCAUUGUUUGUUACCUGUCUACCACAACCACACAGAAGCUCCACAAGAGGAAGGAUUUUUAUUUGCUUUGUUUACUGACAUAUCCCGAGUGCCUAGAACAGUGCCUGGAACAUAGUAAGAUACAAAAAUAAAAAUUUGUUAAAUAAAUCAGUCUUAGUUUUACAGAUAAGGACCCGAGGCUUUAAACAAUUUGCCCAAGAACGCAUAGCUAGUAAGUAGCAGAGCUGGGGUUUGUAUAUAGGCAGUGGGGCUUCAGGGGUCAUAGCCCAUGUCUCAUAGACUCCCCUAAGUUUGAAGGCCAGAGCUGGAGAUACAACAUGAAGUGCAAACAAGUGUACCCCAAUGUUUGUUGCCAUGUAGAAACAUGAACACAGUGUUAACAGAUUUUUGUCUAGAGGAAUUAGGAAUCCAGAUUUUUAUGUGAAAUUUGGAGUCAUCCUGUUCUAAAAUAUUAUUAUUUUGGGGAUCGGGCAUGGUGCCUCAUGCCUGUAAUCCUAGGACUCUGGGAGGCUGAGGUGGGUGGGUUGUGUAAGCUCAGGAGUUCAAGACCAGCCUGAACAAGAGUGAUACCCUGUCUCUACUAAAAAUAGAGAAACUAGCUGGGCGGACUGGUGCAUGCCUGUAGUUCCAGAUACUUGGAAGGCUGAGGCAAGAGGAUUGCUCAAGCCCAAGAGUCUGAGGUUGCUGUGAACUGUGAUGCCACAACACUCUAACCCAGGGCAACAGAGUGAGACUCUGUUUCAAAAAACAAACAGACCGAAAAGAAAACUUAGUGUGUGACUCAAAAUUUGACUAAGAAUUCUGCAAGACAAAGCAUUUCCCGGGCAGUUUCAAUCCAUGAGCAGCCAAGUGUGACCUCCAACCUGAACACUCUGGUUUGGUGCCCUGGCUGAGCAGGCCCAAGGACAGAAUUUCACAGGGGGCAGAUAGCUCAGGAGACUGACGGAGACACCCAACCCAGAAUGUCUAUGGCACAUCAGCUUUCUUUCCUAGCUGCCACCUGAGAAGCCAACCUUGUCAGUAACCCAACAAAUCCCAGGGCUCCACACAGCCCCGUCCCACACAGCACCCCACUUCAGAGAAGCAGAAUCCAGUAACCAAAAUUAAUUCCCAAUAAUGCCAACUGCCCAUUGAAUCCCUUGAAGAAUGUCAAAGGAAGUUCUGUUCCACUCAUACAUUGCUAGUGGGGGAUAUGUCUUGGGUUCAAUAGUGUUUUCAAAAAUUUAUGAUCAAGGCUGGGCAAAAUGGUUCACACCUGUAAUCCUAGCACUCUGGAAGACUGAGGCAAGUAGAUCUGUUGAGCUUAGGAGUUCGAGACCAGUGUGAGCAGAGAAAGACCCUGUCUCUACUAAAAAUAGAAAAAUUAGCCGGGUGUUAUAGUGGGCACCAUAGGCUCAGCUAUUUGGGAGGUUAAGGCAGGAGAAUGGCUUGAAGCCUGGAGUUUGAGGUUGCUGUGAGCUAGACUGAUGUCAAGGCACUCUAGCCUGGGGUACAGAAUGAGACUCUGUCUCAAAAAAGAAAUAAAAAGUUCAUAAUUACCUAGAACCUAUCAAUGUGACCUUAUUUGCAAAUGGAGUCUAUGCAGAUAUAAUAAAUUAAGAUGAGGUCAUGUUGGGUUAGGGUGGGCCCUAAUCCAAUGACUGGCAUCCUUAUUAGAAGAGGGAGAUUUGACAGGUGUAUAUUAAUACAGUGGUGGUGCCAUAAAAUUAUAAUGGAGUUGAAAAAUUCCUAUUGCCUAGUGACGUCCUAGCCAUCAUAGAAUUAUAAUGCAACACAUUAUUGACAAGCGUGUAGUGAUGCUGGUGUAGACAAACCCAGUGCACUGCCAGGCAUAGCAAAGUAUAACACAUACAGUUAUGUACAGUAUACAGUACUUGACAAUGAUAAACAACUAUUUUACUGGUUUAUGUUUUCUUUACUAAAAAGAAAACAACAAGAAGAGGGAAAUUGGUACACAGACACAGACAGAGGGGACAUGGCUGCAUGAGGACAGGCAGAGACUGGAGGCAUGCAUCUGCAAGCCAAGGUACACCAUUGGUUGGUUGCCUACACUGCAGGAAGCUGGAGGAAGUAAGGAAAGAUCCUCCCUUAGAGUCUUCAGGUGGGGCUAGGCCUUGCCAACAACUUGAUUUCAGACUUCUAACCCCCAGAAGCAUGAAUGAAUACUUUUCUGUUGCUUUACGCCACCUAGAGUGUGGCAUUUUGUUAUGCCAGGCCUAGGAAACUGGUACAGGGUAUAAGUUCGUGCAGCCUACAAGGGAGGCAAUAUCAAAAUGGAAAAUACACCUGCCCUUUGAUGCCUCUCUCCUCUGCCAGUGUAUCUAUGUGCCGUAUUUUAUGUAUGGAACACAACCAUGUUACUUGUAAUAGAAAGCAUCCAGAAACAACCUAAGUGCUCACGGGCAAGGGCUAGUUAAUAAAGUAUGGCACAUGUGUGCACUGGACACUAUGUAAAGAAUGAGGAAGCUCUUUCUGUUCCUACCUGGACUGAUCCUCAAGUUACAUUGUUAGGUGAAAAGUGCAGGGUGAAGAGCACUCUGACUACUUUUCUUCCAUUUGAGUAAAUAGAAGAAUGUUCUA